Carassius carassius (crucian carp) is the source of this 2622-nucleotide messenger RNA. It is a transcript of the gene appa, whose product is annotated as amyloid beta (A4) precursor protein a. Gene Ontology annotation, cellular component: membrane raft; plasma membrane; early endosome. Gene Ontology annotation, biological process: axonogenesis; central nervous system development. Lineage: Eukaryota; Metazoa; Chordata; Actinopteri; Cypriniformes; Cyprinidae. Gene Ontology annotation, molecular function: heparin binding; transition metal ion binding; signaling receptor activator activity. The coding region runs from base 151 to 2391 and encodes 746 amino acids. The transcript is spliced from 17 exons. The record is from RefSeq and is a predicted model, not a curated record.
CCGGUCAGGUGACGCGUCAUCACGGCCGCAUCGCAUAUUCGCAUUCUUCUCAGCGCUGACACGGUUCACACACCGACAUUUUACACCAGACGGAUAUUUACUCGAUACAGAUCAACGCUAUUUGUUAGAAGCACGGAGAAGAGGAGCAGAAUGGGGUCGAGAGAGGUUUUCAUAUUACUGAUGGCCGCGAUAUCGACGGUCGCUGUUGAGGUGCCGUCAGACUCUGGUACAGGACUGCUGGCAGAGCCACAGGUCGCCAUGUUCUGCGGGAAACUCAACAUGCACAUCAACAUUCAGACCGGAAAAUGGGAACCCGAUCCAUCCGGAACCAAGAGCUGCACUGGGACAAAAGAGGGAAUCCUGCAGUACUGCCAGGAGGUGUAUCCAGAGCUUCAGAUCACAAACGUUGUGGAGGCCAAUCAGCCCGUCAGUAUCUGGGACUGGUGUAAGAAGGGCCGUAAGCAGUGCCGCAGUCACAUGCACAUCGUGGUGCCGUACCGCUGCCUGGUCGGUGAGUUUGUGAGCGACGCUCUGCUGGUUCCUGAUAAGUGUAAAUUCCUGCACCAGGAGCGCAUGGACAUGUGUGAGAGUCACCUGCACUGGCACACCGUCGCCAAAGAGUCUUGCGGCGACCGCAGCAUGAAUCUCCAUGACUAUGGGAUGCUGUUGCCAUGCGGUAUUGACCGUUUCCGUGGCGUCGAGUUUGUCUGCUGCCCUGCAGAAGCGGAGAAAGACUCAGAUAGCGCAGCCGUGGAGGAGGAUGAUUCAGACGUGUGGUGGGGAGGAGCAGAGACCGACUACAGCGAGAACAGCAUGACACGAGACACAGGAUCCGAACCCACUGUGGUGGAGAACGAUGAGGAUCCAGACGACGAGGAAGAGGAGGAGGUUCUGGACGACGAUCAGGACGGAGACGGAGACGAAGAUGAGAAAGAGGUCGAGGAUGACGAGAUUGUGGACGAGCGCCAUGACAGCAGCCAGAGCACCAGUGUUGCCAUGACGACCACCACCACCACCACUGAGUCAGUAGAGGAGGUGGUGAGAGAGGUGUGUUUUGCGAGUGCAGAGACGGGCCCCUGUAGGGCCAUGUUGUCCCGCUGGUAUUAUGUGCGUGAGGAGGGCCGCUGUGCUCCCUUCAUCUACGGAGGCUGCGGAGGAAACCGCAAUAACUUUGAGUCGGAGGAGUACUGUCUGUCUGUCUGCAGCAGCGUGUUGCCGACUCCCUCCUCUAGCCCUCCGGACGCAGUGGACCGAUACCUGGAGACGCCAGCAGACGAGAACGAACACACACACUUCCUGAAGGCCAAAGAGAGCCUGGAGGCCAAACACCGCGAGCGCAUGUCUCAGGUGAUGAGGGAAUGGGAAGAGGCCGAGAGACAGGCGAAGAGCUUACCCCACAAUGACAAAAAGGCCGUGAUCCAGCACUUCCAGGAGAAGGUGGAAGCUCUGGAGCAGGAGGCGGCCAGCGAGCGGCAGCAGCUGGUGGAGACACACAUGGCUCGUGUGGAGGCGCUGCUGAACGACCGCCGGCGCCUCGCUCUGGAGAGCUACCUGUCUGCCCUGCAGGCCGAUCCGCCCCGGCCGCGGCACGUGUUUAGCCUGCUGAAGAAGUACGUUCGCGCCGAGCAGAAGGACCGACAGCACACACUCAAACACUUUGAACACGUGCGCAUGGUCGAUCCCAAGAAAGCUGCUCAGAUCCGGCCUCAGGUGCUGACCCAUUUGCAUGUGAUUGAGGAGAGGAUGAAUCAGUCUCUCGGGCUGCUGUUCAAGGUCCCGGGAGUCGCUGAAGAUAUUCAGGACCAAGUCGAGCUGUUGCAGCGCGAGCAGCAGGAAAUGUCCGCGCAGCUGGCGAACCUGCAGAGCGACGUGCGGGUGAGUUACGGUAACGAUGCCCUGAUGCCCGACAGCACCGCCAGCCUGGACCUGCUGCCUGCUGAAGACACGCAGGGAUUCGGCUUCAUCCACCCCGAGAGCUUCAACCAGCCCAACACACAGAACCAGGUUGAGCCGGUCGAUGCGCGACCCAUUCCAGACCGAGACCUGCCGACACGACCAGUGUCUGGACUGAAGCCUGACGAUGUUCCUGAGUUGGGGAUGGAAGCUGAAGAAAGACACAUUGAGGUUUACCAUCAGAAACUGGUUUUCUUCGCGGAGGACGUGAGCUCCAAUAAGGGAGCUAUUAUUGGCCUGAUGGUCGGAGGGGUUGUCAUAGCAACCAUCAUCGUCAUCACCCUGGUGAUGCUGAGGAAGAAGCAGUACACGUCCAUCCACCACGGAAUCAUUGAGGUGGACGCUGCUGUGACUCCGGAGGACCGUCACCUGUCUAAGAUGCAGCAGAACGGCUAUGAAAACCCAACAUACAAGUUCUUCGAGCAGAUUCAAAACUGAUGGUGUGAUGAUAGCUCACCUCCCCGUACCUCCUCCUUAUCUGCAGACGCUGCAGGAGACACCAGCCCAACCUCACCGCUCAUUAACAUCAUGCUUCCUAUUGGCCAGUUUACAUGUCAAUCAAAGAUCACCUCCCGUUGGCGUGACGAAGAUGAACUUUGUCAGUUUCAAACUGUUGAAGAUGCAGUUUCAAACUGAAUGCACAAAACAUUAAAUUCAGUUUGGUUCAAA